UGAUUUAAAGUCAGCAGAUAACCGUGCUGGAGGCAGAACGUUGCCGAGACGUUGAAAGUCAUAUAAUCGGCCAAUCCUGUCAAUGUGAAAACAGUGUGCACACUGCACACGGGUUGCACACGUUAUCAGGAGAAAUUUCUGCGCAGUGGCAUAUUCAAGGCUACUUUUAUUUCGUAAAAAAUAAACGGGUGAUUGUACGAACAGUGUUUUGUGGACAUGAAUACAGAGCAAAUGUUUGCCAAACAGUUGGUAACUUGUUCUGCGCUGAUGGCGGAGUUGUCCGCGCGUUAUUUUUUCGAAAGUCUCUUAAUAAAUUAAUAGUGAACUAUAUUUUUUGUAGUGAGGAUAGGGAAUUGCCGUAAAUGGCUUUGAUCUGAUGGAGCGUCAAGGCAGAUCGAAAAGUAAUAUUUAAGAAACGUCGACCAGAACGUGACAGGUGAAAUAUACAUAGCAUGAAUUGCAUGGAUAUUAAAUCUUAUUAAGGACAUUGCACUGACAUCGGAGCAAUUAUGAAAAUAAGAAGCUCUUAAGACAGCUUAAGAUCCUUUUUAACUAAUAUGAGUGCAUCGGAUCGACGCGCUGGGGAUCAUGUACUGUGGCGUGGACAUAAAAUGGAUGCAACGAGUCCAGCUAUUAUGGAAAGCUUAGAUAGCAUGCCAUACAGCAAUCGAGACGGACUGCUUAAUCCCGAUGGUGCACCUUCUCCUCAAGACCAUCUUUCUCUACAUGAAUCACCUACUUUACAUGAUCUUCCUUCAAAAUCACCAGUAUGGGUGCACCAUGAACCGAGGAGUUUUCUUUUAAUCGAUGGGAAAGAGAACCUUAAGGUUUCCAAUGCAGAACAAUUUGUUGAAAACUUAAAUUGUACAGAGAGGGAUUUGAAGGUCAAGGUUGUAUCUAUAUUUGGAAAUACGGGGGAUGGCAAAAGUCAUACAUUAAACCAGACGUUCUUCGGAGGACAUGAAGUUUUUAGAACUUCAAAUGAACAAAACUCAUGCACUCUUGGUGUUUGGGCCGCCUUCGAUCCAACCCUCAAUGUUAUUUGUUUGGAUACUGAAGGUCUUUUAGGAGUGACUGUACAUGAAAAUGAACGUACUAGACUUCUGUUAAAAGUUUUAGCUGUUUCUGAUAUUGUAGUGUAUAGAACACGGUCAGAGAGACUACACAGAGAUCUUUUUACGUUUUUUGGCGCCGCUUCUCGUGCUUAUAGCCAUCACUUUCAAACAGCCUUACAAGCAGUUGGCCAAAGAGAAGGUGGUCUCAAUUCUUUAAGUGCUCUUGGUCCAAGUGUUAUAGUCUUUCAUGAGACCAGACAUACUAGGCCUCUUAGCAAUAAUUCAUCGGAGAGUGCAGAGGAUAUCCUUCGAACACGUUUUGCUCAGAUGCGACUAGAAAUUGAAGCAUUUAGUUCAAUAAAGUACGUUGGAGUUCAAACUUUUAAUUCACCAACGAAUUACGAACCUGUGCGGAGUGCCAUUAAAAAUGAAUUGAACAAUACAACAGUGAGAUCUGCUAGGAGACCCCAUCUAGUCUACAGUACACUGAAAGUCUUAAACGAUAAGUUUUCUGGGGAAAUAGAAAAUGUCUCAAAUAUCCUAUUCCCUGAUCAGUACUUCACCUGCCCAGUCAAGUGCCUAAGUUGCAUGUGUAGGUGCCAUAACAGUAUGGGACAUAUUCGCGAAGGAAAACCACACAGUAGUGAUACUAGAUGUCGUUACCAACAUCAGUAUGAAAAUUUAGUGUACAUAUGUAAGAAAUGUCACAACAACGGAAACGAAGUUGUUGUAACUAGCCGGACGCAAACACAAAAUGAUAAUAGUUGGUAUGGAUUUGCUAAAUAUGCUUGGUGCGGAUAUGUGAUAGAGUGUCCUCACUGCGGUGAAAUAUACAGAAGCCGGCAGUAUUGGUAUGGAAACAAAAAUCCAGAGGAUGCAGCAGUGCGUACAGAAAUUACACACGUGUGGAAUAUGACUAAUGUCUCAAUGGCAUCGCAAAUCACAGCACAGAGAGUACUCGAUGGUGUAUCAUAUAUUUCAGAAGCAGUAAGUAAUAUUUCAUUGCAACCAACAAAAGCAGUGUCAGCCUGGGUAGCUGAUCAAGUAGCACCCACAUAUUGGCGUCCAAAUCAUGAAAUAAAACACUGCCACAAAUGCCACGCGCUCUUUGGCCCAGCUGAUACGAAACAUCACUGCCGAGCCUGUGGUGAAGGAUUUUGCGCUAUGUGUUCCUCUCAUACAAAAUGUGUACCCUCGAAAAAUUGGCAUACUCCAGUAAGAGUUUGUGACAUAUGCUACGCCAAAGAUAUGAAUUGUAAUGAAGAUCUGAACGACGGCAAUGAGGAUGUGAGUGUCAGGAAGGUGACCGAACAUGUGGUCUCCACAUUAAGCGCUGUUGGUACAGUUUUAACAUAUUCAAAAAGCCUCGUAAAGGAUACCGUACGUCCUACGUACUGGGUACCUGAUUCGGAAGUCACCGAUUGUUGCGUGUGCAAGCAGAAGUUUUCGGAUACUGUGCCUCUGCAUCAUUGUAGAGAUUGCGGUCGCGGAGUGUGCCAAGAUUGUUCGCAACAUCGUAAACCGGUACCACGACGUGGUUGGGACAAACCGGUUCGCGUGUGCGAUUCCUGUAUCAAAAUCGAUUGAGAAAACGCCAUGGAAUUACGGCAGGUCCAUAAGACAAUGUGAAUUCAUUCUACAUGUACGUUCUAUCUUAAAGUUUAGCAGAAUUCUCAUAGUGUCGAUAUCAGUUGCAGUAACAAUUUUUCACAAAUACCUUCUACAAGAUCUUGCAGCCCCCUUAAUUCUGGAUAAUAUUUAAUGAAAUGGAGGUUGCAUUAUUUACAAAUAAUUGAAUUAUUUUCGAAAGGCGCAUAUCGAGGAUUUAAAUUUAUAGUUUACAAGAACAUUGCAUCAAUCCUUCGUAUUUUUGCUUAAAACGAAACAGAGUAAAUUUAUUUGAAACGCUUUACAAAUUUAUAAAAAGUCCUCGUGUCCAUUAAAGAAAAUGUCCUAUUCUAUUUUCUCUACGAUUAUAGUCAAUAUUCAAAUUAUAAUGUUUAUGAAAAUUUUAAUGAAACAAAUGUUUCAUGAGCUGCGUACGUUGACUUUGAGACUUAGUAUUAUUGUUAAAAUGGAAUUAUAUCCGAUGUGCAUUUAACUUUUGAUUAAGGGAAAAAAAUCAUAUAUUGUAGAUAGAAUAAAGUAUAGACUUCAGUAAGUCUCAUAGUUAUUAUUAAUAUGUUAAAUAUUGAUGGUGUACGCAAUUCUUGAAUAUUUGAAUGUAACAGUGAAGUUGCGUACGCAUUUAGAAAAAACCAAGUGUAAAGUAUAUAAAGAAUGAGCAAUGUUUAGCAGGAUUGCCGUCGGCGUAAAUAAGAUGAUAGUGUGUACGGCCAUUCUGCAUCAACACAGUAUAAUUAAAUAUAGACAUAAGUUUAGUUUUAACGACGACGAUUGAUCUAUUUACAAAUAUAAAGAUUCGUGAGAAUGAUUCCUGGCUGUGACAUGUUAGAUACUGUAAACAGCAUUUAUCGACAAUGCUCAAUGAUGGGCGGAAAAAUCCCUAUCUGAUUUUAGGUAUGGAAACUGAGUACUGAUGCUAAUUGCAUUCCACGGACGAUUUACUCUCUUGCUGUUCAAAAUUUCGAUAUGAAUAAAUGGGCAAUUAUUAAAUUAGAA
Messenger RNA from Cephus cinctus (wheat stem sawfly), 3677 nucleotides. Its product is annotated as zinc finger FYVE domain-containing protein 1. The coding region runs from base 558 to 2642 and encodes 694 amino acids. NCBI's taxonomy places the organism in Eukaryota, Metazoa, Arthropoda, Insecta, Hymenoptera, Cephidae. The transcript has 7 exons. The record is from RefSeq and is a predicted model, not a curated record. Gene Ontology annotation, molecular function: metal ion binding.